Molecule: messenger RNA, 1620 nt
Organism: Eruca vesicaria subsp. sativa (arugula)
Lineage: Eukaryota; Viridiplantae; Streptophyta; Magnoliopsida; Brassicales; Brassicaceae
Source: the annotation of a GenBank genome assembly
AUAAAAGUCAAUCCCAAAGAUUCCUCAAUUUUAUUAUAAACAGAGAAGAAAUCCCUUUUUUUCUGUGCCUAUCUUUGUUUUCCACUUCUCGCACCAAUCUCUCCCAACAUGUCGGGAGCUUUAUCUUGCUCUACGACCGAUCUGGCAGUCUUAUUAGGCCCUAAUGCCACUGCGGCGGCUGACUACAUCUGUGGCCAACUUAGCGCCGUUAACAACAAAUUUACCGACGUGGCUUUCGCCGUAGAUAAUACGUACCUUCUCUUCUCGGCUUACCUCGUCUUCUCUAUGCAACUCGGCUUCGCUAUGCUCUGCGCUGGCUCUGUCAGAGCCAAGAACACGAUGAACAUCAUGCUUACCAACGUCCUUGACGCUGCAGCUGGAGGCCUCUUCUAUUACCUAUUCGGUUACGCAUUUGCCUUUGGAUCUCCCUCAAACGGUUUCAUUGGAAAACACAACUUUGGUCUCAAAGACUUUCCUUCAGCCUCAGGCGAUUACUCUAACUUUCUAUACCAAUGGGCUUUUGCUAUCGCCGCAGCCGGAAUCACCAGCGGCUCCAUCGCUGAACGAACUCAGUUUGUUGCAUACCUGAUCUAUUCAUCCUUCUUAACAGGAUUUGUUUACCCGGUUGUUUCUCACUGGUUCUGGUCCGUUGAUGGGUGGGCUAGUCCUUUUAGGACAGACGGAGAUUUACUUUUCAGCACCGGAGCAAUCGAUUUCGCUGGCUCGGGUGUUGUACAUAUGGUUGGAGGUAUUGCUGGUCUAUGGGGUGCAUUGAUCGAAGGUCCACGACUUGGCCGGUUCGAUAACGGUGGACGAGCUAUCGCUCUACGUGGCCACUCGGCGUCACUAGUUGUCCUUGGAACAUUCCUCCUUUGGUUUGGAUGGUAUGGAUUCAACCCUGGUUCCUUCAACAAGAUCCUUGUCACGUAUGAAUCAGGCACGAUCAACGGCCAGUGGAGCGCUGUUGGAAGGACAGCUGUCACGACCACUUUAGCUGGCUGUACCGCGGCGCUCACAACCCUCUUCGGGAAACGUCUUCUCUCGGGACACUGGAACGUUACUGAUGUAUGCAACGGCCUCCUAGGAGGUUUUGCAGCUAUAACCGGUGGCUGCUCCGUCGUAGAGCCAUGGGCAGCGGUUAUCUGCGGGUUCGUAGCGGCCCUGGUACUCCUUGGGUGCAACAAGCUGGCGGAGAAACUCAAAUACGAUGACCCGCUCCAGGCAGCACAGUUACAUGGUGGCUGUGGAGCCUGGGGGCUAAUAUUUACCGCACUUUUUGCUAAUGAAAAGUACUUGAACCAGAUUUACGGCGAGAAGCCCGGAAGGCCGCACGGUUUGUUCAUGGGCGGUGGAGGAAAACUGCUAGGAGCUCAGCUGAUUCAAAUACUUGUGAUUACAGGUUGGGUAAGUGCUACCAUGGGAACGCUUUUCUUCAUCCUCAAGAAAAUGAAACUUUUGCGUAUAUCUGCGGAGGAUGAGAUGGCUGGUAUGGAUAUGACCAGGCAUGGUGGAUUUGCUUACAUGUACUAUGACGAUGAUGAGUCUCACAAAGCUAUUCAGCUAAGGAAAGUCGAGCAUAGAUCUCCUUCACCUUCGGGUGUUAUUACCACUCCUGUUUGA